This is a messenger RNA of Drosophila grimshawi, 960 nucleotides long. RefSeq lists its product as uncharacterized. The transcript has 5 exons. Lineage: Eukaryota; Metazoa; Arthropoda; Insecta; Diptera; Drosophilidae. Bases 16 to 933 code for a protein of 305 amino acids. The record is from RefSeq and is a predicted model, not a curated record.
UUAAUUAAUAUUAUAAUGCGUUGUGCUGUUAGAAAUUGCGGCAACAACAAUCGAAAUCGUGAUAAAAAGAAAUGGCGUUACUUUCACUUUCCCAAAGACAAAGAGCAGCUCCAAAAAUGGAUUGAGUUCUGUGAUCGCAAAAUCGUAAAUACGGCAACAGCAUGCAUCUGCAAUGAACAUUUCACAGCCGAUGACUUUGAGCGGAACAUGCAGUAUGAGUUUGGUUUUACGCGCAAGAAUCCAACGAAAUUAAAACCUGGCUCGAACCCCUCACUCAAUGAACCAUACUACAAGCCAGCUAAAACUAAAAUUAAAGGCAAAAGGAGCAGAGUCAAAAAGGAUGCACCACAAUCGAAUUUAUCCCGAGAGGGGGAAGCAGUCGAAGGAGAGACCUUGCCGGAACUUGAAUCCAAGUAUUCCGAUUCCAUUCAGUUUGAGCUCUUUGAUUGUGUCGACGAUUUGAAGGAAAGAGCUGAAAGCGUUACCAGUCAGGAGCAAAGCUAUGAUAUGAUAGAGUAUAUAAACGAAACGGAAGAGUAUGCAAAUGAUUUCCUAAGCGAUGACGAGCAAAUGCAACUAGAAAUAUUGGAUAAGCUCAACGCUCAAUCAGAUGCCGAGCAUCAAGUGGAGAUCAUCGAUGCGGAGAGAGACAACUAUGCGAGGCACUUGGAAAGCGAAGUAAGCAGACUUAAGCGUCAAGUAUUCUUUCUGCAGGAUGAGCGUAAGAAACUAAAGGAUGAAAUUGAAAAUCUUCGGGCAACCGUCCGCAAUUCGCGACUUAAGCAAGGCGAUGCCUUGGAAAAUCUAAAUAAUAAAAUGGCAACCAAAUCCAGAACUCAAAUCAAACCACCCAUAAAGAAGACAGUCAUGCUAUUUACGGCAAAUAUUAAUACCAUCAGAAAACUGCGUGCAAUUAACAAAACGACUGACUAAAUAAACACCUAAAAUAUUUGUAUAAAA